AGAAACACCCAUUCUUCGUAAACCACAUUGACUUCAAGAAGCUUCUGCAGAAAAAGAUCCAACCGCCGUUCAAGCCAAGUGUGUCAAGUCCCGUGGAUGUCUCUAACUUCGACACUGUCUUCACGGCCGAGGCGCCUAUCGACAGUUAUGUUGAUGGCUCCCACCUCUCAUCCACCGUUCAAGCUCAGUUCGCUGGAUUCUCGUAUAAUGGUUCCAACAUGCCUAUCGGUUGAUAGGUCAUCUCAUUCUCAUUUCAUUUAGUGGACAUAGCACUGGUAUCAUAUAUUUGUUGUCACCUCGCACGUACAUUCUGUAAUAACUGCUCAAUCAGCGUAUUUUGGAUAUUGAUUAGUUCUGUGGUUUUUAAGGUGGCGAUGACAGGGGUGAUGAGUCUGCUUAGUCAGAGCCAGCCAAUCACUGACGGUCCUCAAGUGCUUACAACCAUGGCCACUGUCGCUCAUCACAUUCGUUCGGACUAUGAUCCUGCAGAUAGAGAGCGGCUAGAGAAGGAGACAGGUCAAGUUCCAAUAGACGAAGAAGAACAGUGGAACGCAGCGCCAACUUUCUCUGCUACUCGCCGUGCCCCACCUCCUUCCUUUGUUCCCGCGCGCAUUCAAUACGAUGAGUGGGGUUCUGCUGUUUCACUUACCCGUACAGUAUCUUCGAACGCCUCUGCUCCAGACAACGGGACCUCUGAGUGGUACAGAGCUCUGACAAGAGAUAGCUCUAAGACGUCGAAGAACCAACCACUAACACCCAGAUCGUCAAGCACACCCAACGAGGCUCCCAAACCAAAGAAGGAGGCUACAACCAAGAACAACUGGUUCAUCAAAAGAGCGCUUCAGUCUGAACCAUCGAGCAAACCUAGUUCUCCCGCACCAUCAUUAGCGGACCUCCUCGCACGAGAUCCACCACCACUACCAUCGGAGGAACGGUUUGUUCCUCCAGUCUGGCUGGCGAUAGGGCCAUCCAACAAAGGCUUCGGUCUACUACAGAAGGGUGGCUGGAACGAAGGAGAAGGGCUCGGUGCACACGCCGUUCGAUCUCUACGUCCAGCACGCACAUCUGCGUCAACCUCGCAUGCGGGGGCAAGUACUAGUACUAGCACUAGCAUACCACUCGACGACAAGGAAUCUCGAGACACACUUCCCGACGUCAUAGACCUCACCCAAUCCGAAUCAGAGCCAGAAGAUGAUGACUUUGAAUCUUUCCACCGAUCGCUUUCCCUCCCGCUCCCUCCAACGUCCUGUGCAUCUAAAGAACCUGAUCCGUACUCACAGAAGUCGUUGUUGACCCCUAUUCCGACGGUACUUAAAUCUGACCGCCUCGGGAUUGGUUUGAAGGCGAAAACGGAGGGGCCAUAUAAGCAGUCGAAGAAGCGGGUUACUCAUAACCAAGCGGCAUUGGCAUCCCACAUUAGGACGUCUGAGGAGCUGCGAAGGAAGAGAGCUGAGGUUGGUCGAGGUCGAAGAGGAUUUGCAAAGGUACGAAAGCGCGAAGAGAACGAAAGGAAACAUAUGCUCGCAUAUCUUAACACAUAGUUUACGACUUCAGUUUAGCUUAAAAGAUCAAACUCAAGUGAAUUGCAUGAAAAACUACAAACUACACACGAGCAAUAAAGUCUUAAUAAGUGACAGCCUUUUUUUACAUACACAAUGCCAUGAUGUGCAG
Messenger RNA from Suillus bovinus, 1671 nucleotides. RefSeq lists its product as uncharacterized. The transcript has 3 exons. Lineage: Eukaryota; Fungi; Basidiomycota; Agaricomycetes; Boletales; Suillaceae. Gene Ontology annotation, molecular function: nucleic acid binding. The record is from RefSeq and is a predicted model, not a curated record. Bases 375 to 1541 code for a protein of 388 amino acids.